Messenger RNA from Perkinsus marinus ATCC 50983, 1560 nucleotides. RefSeq names its product Endoplasmic reticulum mannosyl-oligosaccharide 1,2-alpha-mannosidase, putative. Gene Ontology annotation, biological process: N-glycan processing; carbohydrate metabolic process. The record is from RefSeq and is a predicted model, not a curated record. Gene Ontology annotation, molecular function: calcium ion binding; mannosyl-oligosaccharide 1,2-alpha-mannosidase activity. The transcript is spliced from 15 exons. Lineage: Eukaryota; Perkinsozoa; Perkinsida; Perkinsidae. Gene Ontology annotation, cellular component: endoplasmic reticulum; Golgi membrane. The coding region runs from base 1 to 1560 and encodes 519 amino acids.
AUGAAGAAUUUACGAGGACAUACAAGCACACGUGAACUUGCUGAUGACACUGUACGUGAUACUAAGGAGGAACAUCACAGUUUGCGAGCACCGGAACCCGAGCCCUCAAAAACUCCGGUAGCGAGUGAAACGACUAAGGGAAAGUUCCCUGCUGAGUGGCUUGCCAACUUCACUGAGGAGGAGCUUGCUGAUUCUGAUGAAAAAAGCGCCGUAUGGGCUGAGGAAGUGAGGGAGGCCAUGCGGCAUGUGUGGAGGAACUAUAAGCAGUACGCCUGGGGAAAGGACGAGAUCGCUCCUUUAACGGGCCGUCCUGGGAGGCAAUGGUGUGAUGCUGCGGUGAUGAUGAUAGACUCUUUAUCCACUCUGAAGGUCAUGGGGUUGGAGAAAGAGUUCGACGAGGCUACACAGUGGAUAACGGACAACCUCAAAUUUGACCGCCCGCGCGGCUUGCAUUCCUUCUUUGAAAUCACAAUUCGUGUGCUCGGUGGUCUCCUCUCUGCACAUAGUCUCAGCGGCCGACAGAUCUUCCUCGAUAAGGCCAGAGAAGUGGCAGACCAUAUGAUGACAGGCUUCACGGACUACCCAGGCUGCCCCCGAGCACAGAUCGAUCUGGGAACUGGACGUGCCUCGGGAAACGGCUGGAUGUCGGGUUUCAUACUGGCCGAGGUCGGAACACUACAACUCGAAUUUCGUUAUCUUUCGGAGCACACAGGAGAUCAUAAGUACGCCGAGGCUGUGGACAAAUGCCAGGAGUCCAUUUUCCAAGCUGCAGGGAAGCAGGGUCUGGUCCCGUAUGAACUCGCCAGCGAUAGGCCAAUGUUCACCGGUGGAGUGAUAUCGUUCGGGGCGAUGGGGGACUCAUAUUUCGAGUAUUUGUUGAAAGUGUGGCUUCAAAGUGGAAAAAGGGAGAAGAAGCAUCUUGAUUUUUGGACUAAGGCGAUGACUGAGAUAGAACGGAUGAUCUUCCGAACAGCUGGGGGGCUCACGUUUAUCGGGGAGCUCAGGGGUGGCAUGCCUAACUACCGCAUGGAGCACCUCACGUGCUUCGUCCCCGGCAACCUCAUGCUUGGUGCACGCACUCUACCACGGGACCGUGUCGAUCCACGUUGGGAGAAGUGGGCCCAUGACAUAACCGAGACCUGUCAUCAAAUGUACGCACGCUCCAAGACUGGGCUCGGACCGGAAGUUGCGGAGUUCAGACUGAAUGCUCCCAAGGGAGAUGACAUGUACUAUAAUCCUCGAGAUGCCCACUACAUAUUGAGACCAGAAACCAUAGAGAGUAUCUUCUAUAUGCAUUAUUUUACUGGUGAUCCUAAGUAUAGGGUCUGGGCUCACGAUAUGAUGACUGCACUCAAUAAGCACGCGAAGGCCCAGUAUGGCUAUUCUGCGGUUUUUGAUAUCAACCAAGUGCCAGCACGACAGAAGAAUGAACAGGAAUCCUUCUUUACCGCGGAGACGUUGAAGUACCUCUACUUAACGUUAGCUCCACGGCAUGCCCUCAAUUUGGAUGAGUAUGUUCUGAAUACAGAAGCCCAUCCACUUAAAAUUGCCAACCACUGA